AUGGGAGCAAUAUGUCUUCAAGCAGCUGUACUUGGAUUAUUCUUACCAGAGACUAAGGGUACACCAACCUUGGAGACUAUGGAUGACAUGAAAAAAAAUCAAAGAGUCGCUCUACUUGAUGUGAAUAGUAACGAUAAAGUUGAAGCGAAUAACAAUGACACUGAACUCUAG
Paramuricea clavata is the source of this 171-nucleotide messenger RNA. Lineage: Eukaryota; Metazoa; Cnidaria; Anthozoa; Malacalcyonacea; Plexauridae. The record is from the annotation of a GenBank genome assembly.